Molecule: messenger RNA, 864 nt
Organism: Amphimedon queenslandica
Lineage: Eukaryota; Metazoa; Porifera; Demospongiae; Haplosclerida; Niphatidae
Exons: 3
Coding region: 135-719 (194 amino acids)
Source: RefSeq, a predicted model, not a curated record
AUCUCAUUAUUAUUGUAUCUUUUAGAUCGGAUGUUGUUGCUGUGGAUUUUUUAGGACAUGGUGAUAGUAAAGCUCCAAAUCAACCAAACUUAUACACUGAAGAAGAACAUUUUCAAGAUGCCUAUGAGAUAUUCAUGAAAUAUAAGAAAUCAGAAAACUACAUUGUGUCUCACUGUUAUGGCGUCAUUCAUUCAAUGAGGCUACUGAAACGUUUGAGGAGUGAGAAUAUUCAUGGAGUUGUGCAAGGGUGCGUCUUUAUAUCUAUUGGAGUGAAUUGCCCUGUUGGAUCAUCAGCCUCUACUCUUUCAAUGCUACCAUCAUUUGCACUAGAGUGGUUGAGACCUUUAGCAAGAUCAUCUUCCAAUGCUAAACUUUUUGCUCCUCAAACAAGUCCUGAUCUAAUUGCUUUUGAAAACAGUAUCUCUAACAACAAUAGAAUGUAUAUGAUGAAAGUCAUAGGAGCUGACUGCUCUAACACUGAGUCUUGGACCCAUUGGUUACAGGAAGGGAAGGAGGGGAUUGGUGACGAUAUCAAAGUUGAUUUCAUCAUUGGGGAAAGUGAUGGAUUUUUUCCUGUUUCAAGUACUCAAGAACUAUGUGUGCAAUACGGUGUGAGUGAAGAAAGGCUUCACGUUAUCUCUGAUGCUGCUCAUUUACCAAUGCUUGAGAAACCAGACAUUGUUUGUAGCAUAAUUAAAAAAUGUAUUGGGAUAGAGUAGGAACAACUGUCUUAUAAUUUUAAUUGCUGACUGCAUGUACAAUAAUUUUAACUUCAAAUUGUCUUUGUCCUUUCUGAUGAUUUACAUGUAAGUCAUAUUAUAUUAACAGUGAAAUUCCACUCAUUGACAACAAUUCUGUUUUAGC